This is a messenger RNA of Notechis scutatus (mainland tiger snake), 310 nucleotides long. NCBI's taxonomy places the organism in Eukaryota, Metazoa, Chordata, Lepidosauria, Squamata, Elapidae. The record is from RefSeq and is a predicted model, not a curated record.
CCCAGGUGUGGUCACCAAGAUGAAGAUGCAGCGCACCAUCGUCAUCCGCAGGGACUACCUGCACUACAUCCGCAAAUACAACCGCUUCGAGAAGCGGCACAAGAACAUGUCGGUGCACCUGUCUCCCUGCUUCAGGGAUGUGCAGAUUGGGGAUAUUGUGACGGUGGGAGAGUGCCGCCCCCUCAGCAAGACUGUCCGGUUCAACGUCCUCAAGGUGACCAAGGCUGCUGGCACCAAAAAACAGUUCCAGAAGUUUUAAAGGCUAUUUGUACUUUUCUUUGUAUCAAUAAAGAAGCUGGUGUGAUUUGAA